Messenger RNA from Peromyscus californicus insignis, 1132 nucleotides. RefSeq names its product vomeronasal type-1 receptor 4-like. The record is from RefSeq and is a predicted model, not a curated record. NCBI's taxonomy places the organism in Eukaryota, Metazoa, Chordata, Mammalia, Rodentia, Cricetidae. The coding region runs from base 138 to 1031 and encodes 297 amino acids. The transcript has a single exon. Gene Ontology annotation, biological process: G protein-coupled receptor signaling pathway. Gene Ontology annotation, cellular component: membrane. Gene Ontology annotation, molecular function: pheromone receptor activity.
UUUCAGUCUUUAAUAUGAUUCUUGUGCAUUUGUGACAUCAGGCACACAGGACCAUCUUAGAUAUAAAAAAUACAGUAUUUUUUUUCUCUGAGAAGGACUGAUUGCAUAAUUUGAAGUGAAUUUUGCUCAGUAACAAAAUGGACCCCAGGAAUUUGGGAAUAGGAAUAAUAUUUUUGAUAGAGAAUACAGUUGGAAUUCUGGGAAAUGUCUCUUUUCUUUCCUACUACCUAGUUAUUUAUUUCAAGAAACACACGGUAAAGCCCUUGGAUUUAAUUCUCAUGCAUCUGAUCACAGUUAACUUCUUGAUCAUUCUCUCUAAAGGAAUAGGCAACACAAUGACAGCUUUUGGGUUGAAACAUUUCUUCAAUGAUUGGAGUUACCAACUUUUUGUAUAUGUGCUAAGAGUUUUCAGGAGCAUGUCCGUUGCCACAUUCUGUCUCUUGAGUGUCUUCCAGGCCAGCCUCAUCAGCCCUAGAAACUCCUGUUGGAAGAAUCCUAGAGCCAAAUGUCCCAAGGACAUUGGUGUCUACAUUUUUCUCUCCUGGAUCUUGUACAUCAUGGUAAAUGUACUUUUCCCUUUGUACAUGUUCAUAAAAUUAAGAAUGAAAAACAUAACAAAAGAGAUAGAUUUUGAACGCUAUACUGAUGCAGGUCAUGACAAAAUCACAGUCUCCUUAUAUAUAGCUUUUUCUGUGUUUCCUGAACUUAUAUAUUCUGUCCUCAUCACCUGGUCCAGCAGUUCAAUGAUUGUCAUUUUGUAUAGGCACAAACAGCGAGUUCAACACAUUCGAAGUCCUUGUGCUUUCCACAGUAACUCCACAGAGUCUACAGCCACCAAGAACAUCCUUGUCCGAGUGUUCACCUUUCUGGCUUUUUAUACCCUCUCUACCAUCUCACAUGGCUGCAGUGCUCUAUUGUCUGGUCAAAAUUGGUGGCUGAUGAAAAUCACAAUCAUUAUAUCCUUGUCUUUUCCCACUUUGAGCCCCUUUGUACUUAUGAGUAAAUCAGCCCCUUUCUCUAGGCUCUAUUGAAAAAUGAUACAGAAUCCUCUAAUAUUAUUACAACUACUUAAAUUGCAUUCUUUUUCAGAAUCUGAUUUUUGAAAAAGGAAACAAUACACAAAUUAUUUGGG